CCACGCUGUUUGGAGAGAAGAGAACUACCUGGAAUUCUUGUUCUCCAAAGAUGUGGAAUUAUCAUCCCAACAACAGCCAUCUCUCGCUCUGUCCUGAGGACCCUCAGGUGUGGCCCAUCCAUCCCUUCAGUGUUUCCCUCCAUCCUUGGUACGCUCAGGUGUGGCCCAUCCACCCCCUCAGCGUUUCCCUCGGUCCUGGGGCCGCUCAGGUGUGGCCCAUCCACCCCCUCAGUGUUUCCCUCGGUCCUGGGGCCGCUCAGGUGUGGCCCAUCCAUCCCCUCAUUGUUUCCCUCUGUCCUGGGGCCACUCAGGUGUGGCCCAUCCCCUCUGUUUCCCUCUGUCCUGGGGCCGCUCAGGUGUGGCCCAUCUAUCCCCUCAGUGUUUCCCUCUGUCCUGGGGCCGCUCAGGUGUGGCCCAUCCACCCCCAGCAUUUCCCUUGUCCUGGGGCUGCUCAGGUGUGGCCCAUCCACCCUCAGUGUGGCCCAUCCACCCCCUCAUUGUUUCCCCUCUGUCCUGGGGCCGCUCAGGUGUGGCCCAUCCAUCCCUUCAGUGUUUCCCUCUGUCCUGGGGCCGCUCAGGUGUGGCCCACCCAUCCCCUCAGUGUUUCCCUCUGUCCUGGGGACCCUCAGGUGUGGCCCACCCAUCCCUUCAGUGUUUUUCCUCCCACGUUCUCUAUGUUUUGUUUCCCAUCUUCCCACACAGGUGGAGAGAGAAGGGGAUCCCAUUGCCUGUGAGGAGGACACGGCUCCUGGUGGGCAGAUUGUGAAGUUCAAGUCACAGCUCCUGGGAAAGUCUCUGUGUGUCAAGAUCUUGGGGGUGAGACAGAUGCAGGGACCACACUCUGCCCUGCUCUGUACCUCUGAGUCUUGAUCCAGCUGCCUUGUGACCAGGACACUUAGAAGAACCAUAGAUCCUGCAAGAGGGCAGGUUUGGAGAGUGAGAUGAGCACGCCUGAGGGAUUAGAGGGUAACUUGAACCACUGCCUUGCAAACUACGUGAGGAUGUGCAGGUGUGUGUGUGUGCUGGGGGGAUGUUUAGCAGCCUCAUGGAGGGGUAACCGACAUACAAGAGAACAAGGCUGGGCGCGGUGGCUCACGCCUGUAAUUCCAGCACUUUGGGAGGCCGAGGUGGGCGGAUCACCUGAGGUCAGGAGUUUGAGACCAGCCUGACCAACAUGGUGAAACCCCGUCUCUACUAAAACUACAAAAAAUUAGCCAGGCGUGGUGGUGGGUGCCUGCCGAGAUUGUGCCACUGCACUCCAGCCUGGGCAACAGGAGUGAAACUCCGUCUCAAAAAAAAAUUUUUUUUUGGAUCAAUUUUGACAUACGUAUGCACCUGCAAAACCAUGAGCAUAGUGAAGACCAGGAGCAGCACGACUCCCAAAGCUUCCUCGUGCUUCUUUGGAAUCCCUCCCUACAGCCCCUCCCACCCCACCCCACCCCAUCCUAUCAGCCACUGAUUUGCUUUCUGUUACAGUCAGUAGAUUUGCAAUUUCCUUAAUA
Molecule: messenger RNA, 1502 nt
Organism: Chlorocebus sabaeus (green monkey)
Lineage: Eukaryota; Metazoa; Chordata; Mammalia; Primates; Cercopithecidae
Source: RefSeq, a predicted model, not a curated record